Hyaloscypha bicolor E is the source of this 518-nucleotide messenger RNA. RefSeq lists its product as uncharacterized. Bases 144 to 422 code for a protein of 92 amino acids. The record is from RefSeq and is a predicted model, not a curated record. Lineage: Eukaryota; Fungi; Ascomycota; Leotiomycetes; Helotiales; Hyaloscyphaceae. The transcript has 2 exons.
CCCUGAACGCGCCUUUCCUUUCCUGGAGCACACUCCAACCUCAUCUCGUGGUCCUGAUCCUUCACAAACUUCACAAUUCACUUCAAACCGUGAAGACCUUUGAGACAUACAUUUCUGUAGCCCUUCGAAUACUAGUAGAUCCAAUGGCUUCUCUCUGGCUCCUAGCUCUGCUCAUUACUGUCCCUCUAGCCCUGUUCAUAGCUUGGUUGAUUGUGUCCUCAUGUCUCGGAGAUAAUUUCAGACUCACCUUUUCCAAUGUUUCGAUCAAUCCGCGUCAAGCAUUGUUCGACCGAAAUUAUCUGAGAACGGUUACUUCAAGCGGUCACGGCACGUGGAAUCAAAUUGAGAUGGAAGAUAUGCUUGGAGACAGCCCUCGAACUUCCAUUGAAUCUGAGGAUCGUCGAGCAUCCCAUCCGCUCUGAGAUGGGACCAAUUUCGAGUCUUCCUAAGAUGAGAACCACGAUUAUAUGCAGCCCCUUUGCAUCUGACGUACGCCAACGCUAUGCACCCAAACCCAG